Hibiscus syriacus is the source of this 2493-nucleotide messenger RNA. RefSeq names its product protein MICRORCHIDIA 4-like. Gene Ontology annotation, molecular function: ATP hydrolysis activity. NCBI's taxonomy places the organism in Eukaryota, Viridiplantae, Streptophyta, Magnoliopsida, Malvales, Malvaceae. The transcript is spliced from 19 exons. The record is from RefSeq and is a predicted model, not a curated record. Gene Ontology annotation, cellular component: nucleus. The coding region runs from base 1 to 2493 and encodes 830 amino acids.
AUGGCUUCUUCUCUUAAUAAUAACAAUCUGCUCAAAGUAAAACCCGAACCCUACGUGUUCAACAACAGAAUCGAACACAGUCCGACUCAGCAACUCGCCAUUGAAAUCAGCAGCGAUAGUAGCAGUUCAAGCAGUGACGAUUCUUCAUAUAUCGACGACUCGUUACUGGGUUUUCUCCAAUCCAAUGCGGGUUUCAAAAGACGUAGUUCCGGUGAAGAGCCUGUCGGUUCUUGUUCGACCAAGAAACCGAAAACCGAGGGUUCUGGUUUCGCGCUUCCCACGACGUUUCUGGCUCCGCUUCCGCAAGAGGACGGGAUUCUACCGUUGACCGUAAUUGUUCCGGAGACCGGAUUAUCGGUGACGGAAACUGCUUCCCUUCAAGGCGUUGUUGAAAUCCGUCAACGGAGUAAGGUUUCGAGGUCUUGCAAGCAGUUUUGGAAAGCGGGAGAUUAUGAAGGAGGCAAUGCAUGCGAUUCUACCGUGUCUUGUACUGUUGGCAUGGAUCAUGUUAGGGUUCAUCCCAAGUUUCUACAUUCAAAUGCAACCAGUCAUAAGUGGGCUCUUGGAGCCUUUGCUGAGCUUUUGGACAAUGCCCUAGAUGAGGCAUGCAAUGGAGCUACAUACGUUUGCAUAGAUAUGUUGCAGAAUAAAAAAGAUAACAGCAAGAUGUUGCUUGUCGAAGAUGAUGGUGGAGGAAUGAGCCCGGAUAAAAUGAGGCAAUGCAUGUCUCUUGGGUAUUCUUCGAAAAGUAAAAUGGCAAAUACCAUUGGUCAAUAUGGAAAUGGCUUUAAGACCAGUACAAUGAGGCUUGGAGCAGAUGUUAUUGUGUUUUCUCAAAGUCAUAGGACAGAUGGAAAGAGCCCAACGAGGAGUAUCGGAGUACUUUCCUACACAUUUUUGACAGAAACCGGAAAGGAGGACAUUGUAGUUCCAAUUAUUGAUUAUGAAAAAAGAGGACAGAGUUGGACCAAGAUGACACGAUCAUUUGAGGAUGAUUGGAACAGGAAUUUGGAAACUAUAAUCCGUUGGUCGCCAUACACGUCUGAAACUGAUCUACUUGAGCAAUUCAAUUUUCUUAAAGAUCAUCAUGGUACCCGCAUAAUAAUUUACAAUCUCUGGGAGGACGAUGAAGGUAAACCGGAGCUAGAUUUCGAGACCGAUGAUCAUGAUAUUCAAAUUAGAGGAGUUAGUCGAGACGAAAAGAGCAUCGAAAUGGCGAAAACAUUUCACAACUCGAGGCACUUCUUAACUUAUCGGCAUUCGUUGAGGAGCUAUGCAUCCAUCCUUUACCUCAGGCUUCCAACUGAUUUUCGAAUGGUUCUGCGUGGAAAAGACAUUGAACAUCAUAACAUUAUCGAUGACAUGAUGCUCACUACGAAGAUAGUAUACCGGCCUCAGAUAGUUUCCGGAAAAGCGCCGACUAGCUCUGAUAUGGUUGCAACUGUGACAAUAGGGUUCGUGAAGGACGCACGAUACCAUAUCGACAUACAAGGAUUUAAUGUGUACCACAAGAACCGGCUUAUCAAGCCAUUCUGGAGGGUGUGGAAUGCAGCUGGAAGUAGCGGCCGAGGAGUACUCGGUGUGUUGGAGGCCAAUUUUGUCGAACCGGCGCACGACAAACAGGGUUUCGAGCGAACCAUUGUGCUUUCAAGGCUGGAGGCGAAACUAGUUGGAAUUCAGAAGGACUACUGGUUUAAAAAUUGCCAUGAAGUUGGUUACGCAGCUAGGAGGCCUGCAAAGAGCUCGGUCACGGAAGAUGCGAGUCCCGUUUCAUGUGUUCGAGAGAAGCCUUCUUCGCAACCGGCUCGAAACGACCAGUGCUCCACUAGCAAGGUCCAGAACAUUCAAUCCGGUGUUAAAGAGAAAACAUCGGUUCCGAACCAAAACGGACAUGUUACCCUUAUCUCUAUGAAGAAGUCUUCUUCACAACCAAAUGAAAAUGACCAAGUUUCGGUAAGAAGAAGUACCAGAAUUCAAUUGGGCAUGAAGGAUGAUCAAAGUCCACCGGUAGACGAAGCAAAUCAAGACAGAAAAUCUUUCAGGGCAUCGCCUUCGAACGGCGAAUCUCGACAACCUCCCGCAGCAAACACCACACCAUGUCCAUCACAUCUGAGGGAAAAGGACAGGGUCGACGACAGAGAUAAGAAUUUGUCGAGUAAUUGUGACAUGCCGAGAUUAAACAAAUUGGAAGCUGAGAAUCAUGACUUGAAGGAAAGGAUGAACAAAAUGAAUGGUGAAUUACAGUUCGAAAAAGAUAGAUGCAAAUCACUUGAAUUGCAAGUCAAGCAAGAACAACAACGGAGCCAAGAGUUGGACAAAGAGCAGAUAGUUCUGAUUGAUAUGAUUGUGGAAGAAAGGAGCAGGCGAGACGAGGAGGAAGAGAGAUUAAGGAAGAAAUUUAAGGAUGCUUCUGUCACCAUUGAUGAAUUGCUUGAGAGAGUGAAGCGGCUUGAAACCAGCGGAGUUGUGGCAACCUUCAAAACACAACACUGA